CACCUCCUUCAGAUCUGAAUUACCCAGUUCUAAUUUCUCUGUGUUCCCUGUACACGUUGCAAAUUAUUUCUCAAAUCCAUCAAUUUCACACACUUUCAACCCACAGUUCCACUGAUCUAUCCCACUCUGUCAGGCCCACUUUCGUAAUCAAGCCUACACUCGGUGUUCUUUACAAUCUGAUCUACUUACCCAGAUCUAGAAUGAGCUAAUAUACAAAUACCCACUUUAUAUAUAAUCUCAUAUAUACACAGAUAAAAAGUACAUAUAUAUGGCAAUGCCAUCAGGAAAUGCGGUUAUUUAUGAUAAAAUGCUGGGCGGCAGUGGUGGUGCUGGUGGCGGUGGAGAAAUGAUGCACCACCAGAGGCCGUGGCUGAUAGAUGAGAGAGAUGGAUUUAUAGCAUGGUUGCGCGGGGAAUUUGCAGCAUCCAAUGCCAUAAUUGAUGCUUUAUGUAACCACUUGAGAGUGACCGGGGAGCCGGGUGAGUAUGAUGGAGUUGUAGGUUGUAUACAGCAGAGGAGGUGUAAUUGGAACCCUGUGUUACAUAUGCAGCAGUACUUUUCGGUGACGGAGGUCUUGUAUGCUUUGCAGCAGGUGAGCUGGAGGAGGCAACAGAGAUAUUUUGAGCCGGCUAAGGUGCAGGGGAAGGAGUUUAGAAGGAGCGGUGGAGGUGGGUAUAACAGACAGGGGCAUCAGAGAGUUGAGGUUGUGAAGGAAGGGUAUGCAAAUGCAAUUGCAAAUGAUUCAGGAAAUUUGGUGGGUUUGGAUAAAGAAGAGAGAGUGAGAGAGAAAGAUGAAGAAGCUGCGAAAGUGGAGGAUAAGGGCGUGGCACUUGAGGAGGAGAAGCAAGGGGAAGUGGGGAAAUGCUGUUUUGGUGGGAAGGCGUUUAGGAGGCCUGGUGGAUUGCGACAACGUUUAGAGUUGCAUGUCUUAUCAAAUUGUCUGCUUGUGUACACUUGCAACCUCUGUGCAAUGGCACAAAUUCUAGAUGAGGUUUCAAAAAUUCAAGCAGAUAGCUGCAUCAAUGUUUCAGGAAAUAUACAAAUAUUUAUUUCCGGAGAUUCGGAAUGUGAGGCAAGGCAUGUGGAUGAUGUAUGCGCCUCUACCUCAGAAGGUACUAGCAACAUGUAUCUGGAGAACGGCCAGUCCAUACAAAUUCCACAUGAGAAACAUAAUCUCACCAAUACUCUGAAAACUUUUGUUGGGACUGAGAUAUUUGAUGGAAAAACGGUUAAUGUAGUGGAUGGGAUGAAAUUGUAUGAAGAAAUGUUAAAUGACUCAGAAGUGUCAAAACUUGUUGCAUUGGAAGAGAAGAUGAUGGUGACUGUCAAAGAUGGAGAAGUUGCCGGCAAGAGCAGAGUCGACAACAAGUAG
Molecule: messenger RNA, 1372 nt
Organism: Ilex paraguariensis (yerba mate)
Lineage: Eukaryota; Viridiplantae; Streptophyta; Magnoliopsida; Aquifoliales; Aquifoliaceae
Source: the annotation of a GenBank genome assembly